AUGCAGGCUCAGCAGGGGGACGAUGGUGAUGUAGCUAGCAGUAUUCCACUCUUUUUGACGAUAUUUCUGACGGUUUUCACAGCCGUCGGGAACCUGAUCGCGUUACUCGUACUGGGCCAAAGCAGACAGCUCAGGUCACCCGCCCAUUUCCUAAUGGCCAACCUCGCCGCCCUUGACUUCCUAACAGGGGGCGUGGUUAUGACGUUUACCAUCGACCACGCCCUCAAUGCAGAGACAAUGAGCCCUGUGAAUGAUUACAAUGCGGGUUGUCAGUUGGCUGGUUUUCUUCGUGUGUUGUCAAUCUCUGGAUCAUCUUUCACCUUGGUGGCACUGAGCUACGAGCGUUACGUCGCCAUUAUUUAUCCACUCAAACACACUCAUAUGAUCACGACUCAAACAGCCGCAGUGUACUCAAUCACUAUCUGGAUUUUAGCCGUCUUCAUUGCAGUCAUGCCCUUUUGGGGAGUUGGGAAAUACCAAUUUUCUGAUCACCAGCUGAUCUGCUGGCCACAGGGGGUCAAUGGAGUCGCAUUCGUCAUCAUGUUCCUUUCGUCCGCCUUCGCGGCUACUUUCCUCACUAUGAUUCUGAUGUAUAUUCUAAUAAUGAAGGCCGUUCGUAGACACCGGAGUAUUAUUCACGCCCUCGUGCUACGCAUUGCGCAAGGAUUCACGGGCAAAAAGGUGGAGAAGUUUCGAGCAACUCGAACCAUCACCCUCGUUCUCGGUGUGUUCUUUAUUUCCUGGAUCCCCUUCACUUUUACCCAAAUCUCAUCGAUUCUCGCGAGUGAUACGAGACUUGAAGGCAUGCGGAAGAUCCUCGCACCGUUCCUGUACGUCAACUGCGCCAGUAACCCGUGGAUCUAUUGUGGAUUGAACGCAACUUUUCGCUCUGCAUUUAAGAAAAAGCUCCAUGAUUUUUUACAGUUCGUUCGACGAGUGGUCGCUGCGCUGUUUUACAUCCAUAACCCGCCGGCAAUAAUACCCGAACACCAACGGGUAGUCUAUGACGGUACUGAGCAGAACACACAUUACGCUCCCAACAUAAGAUUUGUGAUCGUUCAACCCAGUACCACCUGA
Messenger RNA from Asterias rubens (European starfish), 1077 nucleotides. RefSeq names its product histamine H2 receptor-like. Gene Ontology annotation, biological process: G protein-coupled receptor signaling pathway. NCBI's taxonomy places the organism in Eukaryota, Metazoa, Echinodermata, Asteroidea, Forcipulatida, Asteriidae. The record is from RefSeq and is a predicted model, not a curated record. Gene Ontology annotation, molecular function: G protein-coupled receptor activity. Gene Ontology annotation, cellular component: membrane. The transcript has a single exon. The coding region runs from base 1 to 1077 and encodes 358 amino acids.